Molecule: messenger RNA, 561 nt
Organism: Penaeus monodon (black tiger shrimp)
Lineage: Eukaryota; Metazoa; Arthropoda; Malacostraca; Decapoda; Penaeidae
Product: ankyrin repeat and LEM domain-containing protein 1-like
Exons: 3
Coding region: 1-441 (146 amino acids)
Molecular function (GO): endonuclease activity
Source: RefSeq, a predicted model, not a curated record
AUGAUGAUGACGGAUGCAGAGAAGUUUCAGUGUUUCAUCUCCGCCAUCUUCUACAUCGGCAAAGGGUCAAGGGGCAGGCCUUACUACCAUCUCUACGAGGCCAUCAAGAGCCUGGAAAAUGGCAAAAAGAAAAACAAGAAGAUUGAGCGAAUCCAUGACAUAUGGUCCGAAGGCGUUGGCGUGAUCUCCUUGCACGUCUUCCAGAACACCAUUCCAGUUGAAGCCUGGACAAGGGAAGCGGCAAUGAUAACUGCCAUAGGGCUUGGCAACCUCAGCAACAGCAUCCAGGGCACCUUCUAUGGGCUGCCAAGCACCUGGCGAUGGGCUGAGCGAAGGCGCCUGGGAACGCAUCUCCUGUGGCGGACACUCCAGAUCUUCCUGCAGGAAGGGGAGAGACAGCUUAGGCCCUCCGACGUCACAUUACCUGCGUGGAUGAAGUGAAGGGAGGUGAUUGGAGACGAGAUAAGGUUUCUGGGAAUGGGUUGAGAUGAAAGGUCCUUUUUUUCCAAGAGAAUCCUUAUUUUUUGUGAAAUAUUUUGUAGAAUUGGCUGGGUGAGCCCU